This is a messenger RNA of Yamadazyma jaroonii, 1470 nucleotides long. NCBI's taxonomy places the organism in Eukaryota, Fungi, Ascomycota, Pichiomycetes, Serinales, Debaryomycetaceae. The record is from the annotation of a GenBank genome assembly.
AUGUCUGAAAAAUUAGAUAUUGCUGAUUUAACAGCUUUGAAUGCCAUUGCUGCAGGUUCAAAUAGGAAAAAUCCUAGAAUUGUUGCUGCUGGUAUUGGUGGUAAAUUAAUGGGUACUAAAUCAUUAGUUGAAGUCACAGCUGAACAAUUAACUGAAGAUUUAAACAAUAAGAAAAAUUUAACUUUAGCUGAAAGAGAUGAAUUAGAAAAGUUGAAAUAUGAAAAGGUUAAACAUAUUUCUGAACAACCUUGGACUUUAUCAAAUUGGUACAAACAUAUUAAUUGGCUUAAUGCUAUCUUAGUUGUAUUCCUUCCAGCUUAUGGUAUUUACCAAGCUUCUAAAUAUGUUCCAGAUUACAAGACCUUAAUCUUAGGUUUCACUAUGUACGUUAUGUCUGGUUUAUCAAUUACCGCAGGUUAUCAUAGAGGUUGGGCUCACAAGGCUUAUGAAAUGACUUUACCAGUCAAACUUUUCUUCGCAUUAUUUGGAGCUGGAUCAAUCCAAGGUUCAAUCAAAUGGUGGUCUCAUGGUCACAGAAUUCAUCAUAGAUAUACUGAUACCAAGAAAGAUCCUUAUGAUGCUAAACAAGGUUUCUGGUAUUCUCACAUGGGUUGGAUGUUGACCAUUCCAAAUCCUAAACACAGAGCAAGAGCUGAUAUCUCAGAUUUAAUUUCUGAUCCUGUUGUUAAAUUCCAACAUAAACAUUAUUUAUCAUUAGUCAUUUUUAUGGCUUUUAUCUUGCCUUCUUUAAUUGCUGGUUUAGGUUGGGGUGAUUAUUGGGGUGGUUUCAUUUAUGCUGGUAUUUUAAGAUCUUUUGUUAUCCAACAAGCUACUUUCUGUGUUAAUUCUUUAGCUCAUUGGAUUGGUACUCAACCAUUCGAUGACAGAAGAACUCCAAGAGAUCAUCCAUUAACUGCAUUAGUCACUUUCGGUGAAGGUUAUCAUAAUUUCCAUCAUGAAUUCCCAUCCGAUUACAGAAAUGCUUUAAAAUGGUACCAAUACGAUCCAACUAAAGUUACUAUUUGGGUAUUAUCAAAAUUAGGUUUAGCUUAUAAUUUAAGAACUUUCAGCCAAAAUGCCAUUGAUCAAGGUGUUUUCCAACAACAACAAAAGAAAUUGAACCAACAAAAAUUAAAAUUACAAUGGGGUUCAGAUGUCAAUUCUUUACCUGUUUGGGAUAGAGCUGAAUUUAAUGAAAAAGCUAAAAAAGAUGGUUUGAUCUUAAUUGGUGGAAUUAUCCACAAUGUUAAAUCUUUCAUCAAAGAACAUCCUGGUGGUCAAGCUUUAAUCAGAGCUUCAUUAGGUAAAGAUGCAACUGAAGCUUUCAAUGGUGCUGUUUAUGCUCAUUCAAAUGCUGGUCAUAAUUUAUUAGCUAACAUGAGAGUGGCGGUUUUAAGAGAUUCAGAACCUGUUGAAAAUACUUUUGCUGCUCAACAAGAAUAUUUGGAUAAAUUAAAACUUUGGAAUUAG